CCCGGCCUGGGGACUUGUUUCAAAACCGGAUUCCCCCACCUCUCAAACACACGCUCCUACCCCAAUCCUGGCAAAUCCAGCCGGCUCCGGGGGCCCCACCCCGGACCCUGGGGGUUCAGGGGCGCUGGCUGGGCUGGGGGCCGCUGGCUGGGGGUUACCGAGCCCAGGGCGCCUUGCACUUGGCGCUGGAAGCGCCCUAGGGUAUCUUUCCUCACCGCUUCCCGCCUCCUCCCCCAAUGGAUGCGGAUGUCCUCCUGGAGGCCUGCUGUGCAGAUGGACAGCGAAUGGCCACUAAUCAGAAGGACUGCUCGCUGCCAUAUGCCACGGAAUCCAAAGAAUGCAGGAUGGUACAGGAGCAGUGCUGCCACAGCCAGCUGGAGGAGCUGCACUGUGCCACGGGCAUCAGCCUGGCCAACCAGCAGGACCACUGUGUCGCGCCCCGUGGUGACAACGCUAGCCUGGAGGCCACGUUUGUGAAGGUGAGAGCCAAAGACCGUGUGGGGUCGCUGCCCGUCCUCACUAGUCGGCAGACCCAGGCCCUCCCAGCCGAGCGACACUUCCUGUCAGGGACCCAGACGGGAUCCUACCCUGAAGAUAGGUGUUUGGAUAAAUGUUUGACUUGGUCUUUUUCCCCCUUAGAUAAGAUCACUGAGGUGCAGGAGGAACAAGAGGACCCAUACCUGAAUGACCGCUGCCGAGGAGGCGGGCCCUGCAAGCAGCAGUGCCGAGACACGGGUGACGAGGUGGUCUGCUCCUGCUUCGUGGGCUACCAGCUGCUCUCUGAUGGUGUCUCCUGUGAAGAUGUCAAUGAAUGCAUCACCGGCAGCCACAGCUGCCGGCUUGGAGAAUCCUGCAUCAACACAGUGGGCUCUUUCCGCUGCCAGCGGGACAGCAGCUGCGGUACUGGCUAUGAGCUCACCGAGGACAAUAGCUGCAAAGAUAUUGACGAGUGUGAGAGUGGUAUUCAUAACUGCCUCCCCGAUUUUAUCUGUCAGAAUACUCUGGGAUCCUUCCGCUGCCGACCCAAGCUACAGUGCAAGAGUGGCUUUAUACAAGAUGCUCUAGGCAACUGUAUUGAUAUCAAUGAGUGUUUGAGUAUCAGUGCCCCGUGCCCUACCGGGCAUACAUGCAUCAAUACGGAGGGCUCCUACACGUGCCAGAAGAACGUGCCCAACUGUGGCCGUGGCUACCAUCUCAACGAGGAGGGAACUCGCUGUGUUGACGUGGACGAGUGCGCACCACCUGCCGAGCCCUGUGGGAGGGGGCACCGCUGUGUGAACUCUCCCGGAAGUUUCCGCUGCGAGUGCAAGACGGGUUACUAUUUCGACGGCAUCAGCAGGAUGUGUGUGGAUGUCAACGAGUGCCAGCGCUACCCCGGGCGCCUUUGUGGCCACAAGUGCGAGAACACGCUGGGCUCCUACGUCUGCAGCUGUUCCGUGGGCUUCCGGCUCUCUGCAGACGGCAGGUCGUGUGAAGACAUCAAUGAGUGCAGCAGCAGCCCGUGUAGCCAGGAGUGUGCCAACGUCUACGGCUCCUACCAGUGUUACUGCCGGCGGGGCUACCAGCUCAGUGAUGUGGACGGAGUCACCUGUGAAGACAUCGACGAGUGUGCCCUGCCCACCGGGGGCCACAUCUGCUCCUACCGCUGCAUCAACAUCCCUGGGAGCUUCCAGUGCAGCUGCCCCUCGUCCGGCUACAGGCUGGCCCCCAACGGCCGCAACUGCCAAGACAUUGAUGAGUGUGUGACUGGCAUCCACAACUGCUCCAUCAAUGAGACCUGCUUCAACAUCCAGGGCGGCUUCCGCUGCCUGGUCUUCGAGUGCCCUGAGAACUAUCGCCGCUCCGCAGCCACGCUCCAACAAGAGAAGACAGACACGGUCCGCUGCAUCAAGUCCUGCCGCCCCAACGAUGUCACGUGCGUGUUCGACCCCGUGCACACCAUCUCCCACACCGUCAUCUCGCUGCCCACCUUCCGCGAGUUCACCCGCCCUGAAGAGAUCAUCUUCCUCCGGGCCAUCACGCCACCGCAGCCUGCCAGCCAGGCUAACAUCAUCUUUGACAUAACGGAAGGGAACCUGCGGGACUCCUUUGACAUCAUCAAGCGCUACAUGGACGGCAUGACCGUGGGUGUUGUGCGCCAGGUACGGCCCAUCGUGGGCCCAUUUCAUGCCAUCCUGAAGCUGGAGAUGAACUAUGUGGUCGGGGGCGUGGUCUCCCACCGAAAUGUUGUCAACGUCCACAUCUUCGUCUCUGAGUACUGGUUCUGAGGCCUGGCCUGCAUCACAGCCACGGGUGCACCUCCAGGCCAAAUCAUUGCAGCCAGUGACUGUGGCCUGUGCUUGUUUGUACUCUCAGACUUGUUUAAUGUUAGGCAUUUGUUUGUAGCAUUAGGCCAAUAUGUAUUAAGCUGAGCCAGAUGAGUAAGUCCAUCUGACGUAUUUUUGGUGUUUAAAAAAUGAGUCCAACUGCUCAACUGUUUGGUUGAAAACCUUGCUCAUUUUUUAAUGCAAAGGCUAAGUGUCGCCCCCUUUCUCUGCCUCUGGGCUGGGCCUUGCUAAGGGCCAAGGAAAGAAAGACAUUUUUUAGGGGGCAGCCAGUCCAAAUGCCAGAAGAAGACCAGUUCUUGCCCUGAUUGUAUGAAAUUUGACAUUUUGGUACUUUUUUUUUUUUUUUUGGCCAAUCAGAUUUUCUGUGUUCUAAGGACAUGGCUGCUGUAGAAUAGCACAGAAGUGGACGAUACAUUCUCCCCAGAAGCAGCGUGACCGAAUGCCGCGGGGAGCACUUGGAAGGGAAAUUGCAGUUCUGUUGAAAUAGAGGAAAAUCCCUUGCUAAAGACGCAGCCUGUUAGGCUCGUGUGGGGCUCCAGUACGUUCACCAGGGGAAUGGCUGGGAUUUCUCGGCACUCUGCAUCAUCCAUCUUUUCUUAUAGGUGGGGAAAUAAACAACUUUGUGAUCCUCCUGA
Mandrillus leucophaeus (drill) is the source of this 2962-nucleotide messenger RNA. RefSeq names its product fibulin 1 (gene FBLN1). The transcript has 17 exons. Gene Ontology annotation, molecular function: calcium ion binding; peptidase activator activity. The record is from RefSeq and is a predicted model, not a curated record. The coding region runs from base 237 to 2267 and encodes 676 amino acids. Gene Ontology annotation, cellular component: extracellular region. Lineage: Eukaryota; Metazoa; Chordata; Mammalia; Primates; Cercopithecidae. Gene Ontology annotation, biological process: extracellular matrix organization.